CACUUAGAUUGUUGAGAGAGUCCAGUCCAGACUGCGAGUCAAAACCCCUUUUUACUUCGGUCUCUCUUUCUAGGUUUAGUAUAAAACCUGGUAACGAACAAAGCCGAACCUCCCACCUUCUUCUUCUUCACCCUCAAGCUUUCCCGCUCAGACAUUAGCCGAAACUCUUUUUCCUCUCAAUUUCUGCACAAUGAAGUACGUUUUGGUCACCGGCGGCGUCGUCAGUGGACUCGGCAAAGGCGUCACCGCCAGCAGUAUUGGCCUCGUCCUCAAAGCCUGUGGCCUGCGAGUCACCUCCAUCAAAAUCGAUCCGUACUUGAAUAUGGAUGCCGGUACCAUGUCUCCCUUCGAACAUGGGGAAGUUUUUGUUCUUGAUGAUGGCGGUGAGGUUGAUCUAGACUUGGGAAACUAUGAGCGUUUCCUAGAUUUAACGUUGACAAGAGAGAACAAUAUUACGACAGGAAAAAUAUAUCAGUCUGUUCUCGAGAAGGAACGAAGAGGUGAUUACCUUGGGAAGACUGUUCAGGUGGUUCCACACAUCACAGAUGCAAUUAAAAAUCGCAUUGAGUCAGUAGCUACCAUUCCUGUGGACGGCCAGGAGGGCCCUGCUGAUGUUUGUGUGAUAGAACUAGGAGGGACUGUAGGUGACAUUGAAUCAAUGCCAUUCAUCGAAGCUUUGCGACAACUAUCCUUUUCAGUUGGCCCAGACAACUUCUGCCUUAUCCAUGUGAGCUUAGUACCAGUAUUGGGUGUUGUUGGGGAGCAAAAAACGAAGCCUACACAACACAGUGUUCGAGAACUGAGAGCUUUAGGCUUAACUCCACAUCUGCUGGCAUGCCGAUCCGCUCAGCCUAUACUGGACAACACGAAGGAGAAGCUUUCACAGUUUUGCCAUGUUCCAGCUGGUAACAUUCUCAAUAUCCAUGAUGUCCCAAACAUCUGGCACGUUCCACUUUUGCUUAGGAACCAGAAUGCUCAUCAUUCAAUUCUUAAACAACUUGACUUGCUCAGGAUUGCUGCUGCUCCUGAUUUGCGUGACUGGACAAAUAUGGCUGCAACCCAUGAUAAUAUCACAAAUUCAGUGAAAAUUGCGAUGGUAGGAAAGUACGUUGGUUUGACAGAUUCAUACCUUUCUGUUGUGAAGGCCCUUCUUCAUGCAUGCAUUGCAUGUUCUUUGAAGCCAUCAAUAGAUUGGAUUGCGGCUACUGAUCUUGAGGAUGAAAGUUCCAAAUCGACACCGGAAGCACAUGCUACUGCAUGGGAGACUCUGAGGAAAGCAUCGUGUGUCUUGGUUCCUGGAGGAUUUGGAGAUCGGGGUGUGAAAGGUAUGAUAUUAGCUGCAAAGUAUGCCAGAGAAAACAAAGUUCCAUACUUUGGGAUUUGCUUGGGCAUGCAGAUAUCUGUAAUUGAGUUUGCUAGAAAUGUUUUGGGUUGGGAAAAGGCAAACAGUACAGAGUUUGACGAUGGGACACCAAAUCCUGUUGUUAUUUUCAUGCCUGAGGGUUCAAAGACCCAUAUGGGAAGUACUAUGAGAUUAGGAUCUCGAAGAACACUAUUCCAGACUGCUGACUGUAUUACUUCAAGGGUGUAUCAUAACUCACAAUAUGUGGAUGAACGGCAUCGGCAUAGAUAUGAGGUAAAUCCAGAGUUCAUCGGGACAUUUGAAGAAGCUGGCCUGAAAUUUGUUGGGAAGGAUGAGACUGGAAAUCGAAUGGAGAUUUUAGAGCUUCCAAGCCAUCCAUUCUAUGUGGGUGUACAAUUUCAUCCAGAAUUUAAAUCUCGGCCCAGGAGGCCGUCGCCUGUCUUUCUAGGUUUUAUACUGGCGGCAACGGGGCAGUUGGACUUAUAUCUUGAAAAGCAACAAAAUGGAAGUUGAUGCAUAAUUUAUCACUAGUUAUUCCUACUACAUUCUUUCAAGAAAAGGAACUCGAUUCUUUUUGCUGGGUUAAAUGUGUACUAUGAGGAUGAACUCCAAUAUGAGGUGUUUUAUGCAAGUAGCUGUCCGGUUUAAAGUAGUCGUAUCAAAGACUAUACAAGUAAUUGUAGUGGGAUACAGAAGAUUGUGUUCUUCUCAAUUAUAGCGUUUUGACAUCCUCCGAGUUGGCACGAGCUUAAUUUUCCGGUGAAGUGUUUUUGGUUUUUUUUUUUUUUUUUCUUUUGUUCUUUGCACCCCCAACACAAUUUAGCUCUCUAGCAUACAAGUAUCUUGAUUUAAGUGUAGUAUGGACGAGACAAACAUGUGGAAAACUGAAAAAGGGAUUGUAUUUAUACUAUUUAUCAAGUAGAACUUCGUUUAGGUUUAA
Molecule: messenger RNA, 2303 nt
Organism: Cucurbita maxima (winter squash)
Lineage: Eukaryota; Viridiplantae; Streptophyta; Magnoliopsida; Cucurbitales; Cucurbitaceae
Product: CTP synthase
Exons: 23
Coding region: 191-1876 (561 amino acids)
Biological process (GO): CTP biosynthetic process; pyrimidine nucleobase biosynthetic process
Molecular function (GO): CTP synthase activity; identical protein binding
Source: RefSeq, a predicted model, not a curated record